GUUUCCUACAGCAAGCGAGUGGAAGCGACAGCAACAAAGACCGCCGGAUAGGUCCCUCAAUAAUCAACUCUCCUCCUCAACUACCUGCUCCCAACAACCAAGCAACAACUACAACUACUCGCGAGCGAGCUAGUAAAGGACGACUUUUACGAAACGAAACGAACUUUGAACUACGAGUUACGAUAGCAAGAUACGAAUCGGCGGGCACGGCCAAACCACCAACCACAGAAGAAAAAAAGGAGUAAACGAAUAGCUUCAGAAAUCUAGCCAAGAUGACGCUCAAGGACGAAUUCGCGACGCGCAACUUCAGUAUCUAUGGACAAUGGCUCGGCAUUCUCUCCAUGAUCCUCUGCUUUGCCCUUGGCAUUGCCAACAUCUUCACCUUUAGACCCAUCAUCAUUGUCUUCUCUGUCAUCACUCUGUGCUUCUCCUUUGUGAUUCUCUUCGUCGAAGUCCCUCUCCUCCUCCGCAUCUGCCCGACCUCGCCCACCUUCGAUAACCUCAUCCGCAAGAUCUCGACCAACUACACGCGCGCCGCCGCUUACGGCGUUAUGGCCGUCGUCGUCUUCUUGUCCUGCAUCGAUCGCACCACGUCCCUCCUUGUCCCCGGCAUCUUCCUGUCGUUCACGGGUAUCUGCUACGCUCUGGCGGCGCUCAAGGGUCAGGCAUUUGUGGGAAGCAAGACGCUGGGUGGAGCGGGUGUGGCGCAGAUGAUUGUAUAAGUCAAGCGCGAGCACACGAGAAACAGCAAGGGGAGAGAAAGUGAGGAGGGAAUGGGGGAAUUUGGUACUUGAACUGCAAGAAAGUACUUUCCAUGAGAUGGGAGUACGGAAGUAAGGGAAAAAUGAUCAAAACAGGGAAUACAAAAGUUUUGGGUCAAAGGGGGGGUGGUUAGCGUCAGUAUGGGUGGGA
Neurospora hispaniola is the source of this 912-nucleotide messenger RNA. RefSeq lists its product as uncharacterized. NCBI's taxonomy places the organism in Eukaryota, Fungi, Ascomycota, Sordariomycetes, Sordariales, Sordariaceae. Gene Ontology annotation, cellular component: Golgi membrane. The record is from RefSeq and is a predicted model, not a curated record. The transcript has 4 exons. The coding region runs from base 273 to 722 and encodes 149 amino acids. Gene Ontology annotation, biological process: vesicle-mediated transport.